GCCAUCGAACAUUGUUCAUUGGAGUUCACGUGCCACUGGGUGGAAGAAAAAGUCACCGACGCCAUAGGCACCGUGGACAUAAACACAGAAAGAGAGACAGAGAGCGAGAUUCAGGGUUAGAAGAUGGGAGAGAGUCUCCUCCUUUUGAUACCCCAUCACAAAGGGUGCAGUUUAUUCUUGGAACAGAAGAUGAUGACGAGGAACACAUUCCUCAUGAUCUCUUUACUGAGCUUGAUGAAAUUUGUUGGCGUGAAGGAGAGGACGCGGAAUGGAGGGAGACGGCGAGGUGGUUGAAGUUUGAAGAAGAUGUAGAGGAUGGUGGAGAGAGGUGGAGCAAACCGUAUGUUGCCACACUGUCACUUCAUAGCUUGUUUGAGCUGAGAAGCUGUAUCCUGAAUGGCACGGUUCUUUUGGACAUGAGAGCCAACUCUAUAGAAGAAAUUGCAG
This is a messenger RNA of Mesitornis unicolor (brown roatelo), 447 nucleotides long. RefSeq names its product sodium-driven chloride bicarbonate exchanger-like. The record is from RefSeq and is a predicted model, not a curated record. Gene Ontology annotation, biological process: monoatomic anion transport. Gene Ontology annotation, molecular function: monoatomic anion transmembrane transporter activity. The annotation marks the transcript as partial. Gene Ontology annotation, cellular component: membrane. The transcript has 3 exons. Lineage: Eukaryota; Metazoa; Chordata; Aves; Mesitornithiformes; Mesitornithidae.